Labrus bergylta (ballan wrasse) is the source of this 1266-nucleotide messenger RNA. RefSeq lists its product as uncharacterized. The record is from RefSeq and is a predicted model, not a curated record. NCBI's taxonomy places the organism in Eukaryota, Metazoa, Chordata, Actinopteri, Labriformes, Labridae.
UAUCAGUCAGAAAGCAUCAAGUACACGUUGCAUCCAAAACAAAAGUGAAAGUGUUUUUGUUUGUGCGCAGACGGGGAGCAGUUCAGCCUGAGAGAGAGGAAUGACAGAGACAUUAGAAACAAAUUAUCAAUCUAUUCCGAACAUGGACCAGGAAGGGGCCACCCUGUCCGGGAAAAAGUUCUAUGUCUCGGUGUCGGGAACAACACAUGGGGCUCAUGUUCCUUGGGUCAAACAGUUCAGAGGCAUGGGCCACACCGAGGUCCAAUCUGAAGGUGAAAGUAACUACAUUCUGCUGUUCUGUCCCAUCGUGUCCCGAGUUGGAACAGACAUCAGUGAGGCUCUGGAAAACAUUCAACAUAGUAACAAAGCAGUUAUUCUGGUGGUCAUGCAUCACACCUUCAACGCUGACUACGUGUUGGCUGAAAGCAGAAGGCUGGUCGACAACCCAAACGUCUGCCUGGUUGUGGACUGUCUGUUCCACGAGGGACGGCUCCUCAACUGUAACCGUAAUGACAUUGCACGGUUUGAGAUCGAGAAGUUUCUUGGAGUUGCUUCUCCACCUGCUCAGGUUUCUGUCUUGCAGAACGUUCGAAAAUGCUUUUCUGGGUGGAGCCAAGGGAAGAUCUGUUGUUUUGCCACCGUGAUUAUACUCGUGGUGGUACUGAUCAUUCUGUUACCCGUGCUUUCUACCCAGAUUAAGUAAAGUCGAGUAAAGGCCGUCACUAACCGAGAGUUAACCAUCUGUUUACUCUCACAAUCGAAUAACCUUGAAGUAUUAGGGUGACACAUUAAUGAGUAAUGUAAUGCAUGUGAAUCAUCUUAAGAAUAUAUAAUUACAGCUGAAUAUUAAUGUAUUGCUGUAGUGGAGUUUAUUGGAUAAUACAGAUGUUAAAGUUUGUAAUCUUUCGAUCACUAAUCUUUUAUGGGAAGAGAAAUAAAGAAUGAUGUAACGGCAGAUACACGCCUUAGUAAGACGGAAAGAAGGCAAGCAAGAUGAAAAGUCAGGUUCUUUGUUGAGUCUGUCAAUAAAAUAAUAAUGAAAUGCUUAAAUGUACAUUAAAAGGGUUUUUGUUGGCCCCAAAGAAUUAGAUGAGAAUGUUAAGUGUACAACUAUUGUUGUGUUAUAAUACUUGUACUUUUUUUUGCGUUUUGAGAUACUGAUAAUUUUUUUUCAACAUGUGAUUGAUCAAAGUUUUGAUUCAUUUGAUUUUUGCUCAUCAUAAGUAUUGAUUUCAUGAAGAAUAAAUAAUUAUACACCAAGAAAAA